Molecule: messenger RNA, 910 nt
Organism: Salvia hispanica
Lineage: Eukaryota; Viridiplantae; Streptophyta; Magnoliopsida; Lamiales; Lamiaceae
Product: protein LURP-one-related 5-like
Source: RefSeq, a predicted model, not a curated record
UUUCUUUUCCUUUUAAUUAAUUAUCCCCAAAUAAAUUUAUCUGCGCUCUUCCUCCCUCGCAACCACAAAUCUCGGUUUUGUUAUGCCGUGGCUGUCAACGGCGAAGCGAAUGCCCGACGCAGUGAUGAAGAGCGGCGCGAUUGUGGAGGAACGCUACGUCUACGACGAAGAGGCGCAUCUCACUGUGCGGAAAACCUCUCUCUUUUUCGCCGGCGACGGCUUCACUGCUUACGAUUGCAAAGGCGAGCUCGUCUUCCGAGUCGACUCGUACGGUCCCGACGCCGGCGAUACUGGCGAAGUCGUUCUCAUGGACGCUUCCGGAAGAUGCAUCCUCACCGUCCGCCGCAAGAGGCCGAGCCUGCACCAGCGGUGGGAGGGCUUCGUCGGCGACGGAGCGGACGGGAAGAAGCCGCUGUUCAGCGUGCGGAGAUCCUCGAUAAUCGGACGGUCGAGCAUGACGGUGGAGGUGUAUUCGAAACCAGGCGAGGAGUACCAGAUCGAAGGCUCCUUCGGCUGCCGGAAUUGCAACAUUUUCAACAACGAAAAAGCGAUCGUGGCGGAGGUCCGGCGCAAGGUGGACGCGACCACAAACGUGGUGCUCGGCAAAGACGUGUUCGUGCUGUCGCUGAAGCCAGGGUUCGACGGCGCCUUCGCCAUGGGGCUGGUGCUGAUACUCGAUCAGAUCUACGGCUCCGACGAAGACGACGAUGCCGACGGAAGCCUCAACGGAAACAAGGUCGGGGUGGAGCCCACCAGUGAGAAUCCCUCUCCCUAAGUUUGGAAUAUUUUUGUUGAUACACUUUGCAAUGCAACAAAAGCUCCCCUAAAUUUCACAUAAACAACUCUUUUUAGCCUCUUGUUUGUAUCAAUGGGGAAUUUGUUGGUAUAUAAGUAUUUAUUUUCCUUUUAA